Coffea eugenioides is the source of this 831-nucleotide messenger RNA. RefSeq lists its product as uncharacterized. The coding region runs from base 1 to 831 and encodes 276 amino acids. The transcript is spliced from 3 exons. The record is from RefSeq and is a predicted model, not a curated record. Gene Ontology annotation, molecular function: catalytic activity. Lineage: Eukaryota; Viridiplantae; Streptophyta; Magnoliopsida; Gentianales; Rubiaceae.
AUGAACUACUUGAGCUGGAACUGUCGGAGGUUAAAUAACCCUCGGACAGUUCGGGAGCUCCGGAACAUUAUCCAGAGAGAUAAAGUUUCGAUUAUUUUUUUAGUAGAAACAAAGUGUUCGAAUAAAGUCAUCAACAAGCUAAAACAGGAUAUUGGAUGGUUUGAACUAGGAGUUGACUCACUAGGGAACUCAGGUGGUUUAGCUCUUCUCUGGAGAAAGGAUUUGGUUGUUGAACUUAUACGUUUCUCAGAAAGUUUCGUUGAUGUUAAGGUCUACAUGGGUGACUUCAAUGAGGUACUCACCCAGCAGGAAUUUCAGGGCGCUGUUUUGAGAUCGAAUUGGCAAAUUAUGAACUUCAGAAAGGCACUAUCAGACUAUAACUUGUUUGACUUAGGCCAUGAAGGUAAUCGUUUCACUUGGUGUCGAAAUAGGUCGGCUCCUGAUACAACUAGAGCUCGUCUGGACCGUGCAUGCGUCUCCCAUGACUUCCUAGACUUGUUUCCUGACGCCAAGAUCUAUCACUCACAUGCUCUUUUUUCCGAUCAUGUUCCUAUUGUUCUAAGAUUAUCGUGCCCGCAUGGCCUAUCAAAAACUUGCAGCAAAUCUAGGAGGGACAAACGCUUUAUGUUUGAAGCAAUGUGUAGGUUGGGUCUUCUCCAAUGGAACAAGCAGUCCUUCGGCAAUCAUACUAAAGCUGCGGAUGAACUUCGACAAAGGAUUUCUCACCUCCAACAAGGCAAUUUGACAGAUGCCAUAAAGGCUGAGAUUGGUUCUUUAAUUACCCAACUAGAGGAGCUUCUCGACAAGCAAGACAUCAUGUGGAAACAGUGA